This is a messenger RNA of Athene cunicularia (burrowing owl), 830 nucleotides long. RefSeq names its product intraflagellar transport 43 (gene IFT43). The record is from RefSeq and is a predicted model, not a curated record. The coding region runs from base 32 to 700 and encodes 222 amino acids. Lineage: Eukaryota; Metazoa; Chordata; Aves; Strigiformes; Strigidae. Gene Ontology annotation, cellular component: intraciliary transport particle A; cilium. Gene Ontology annotation, biological process: intraciliary retrograde transport. The transcript has 10 exons.
AGCGGGAAGGGCCGAGCAGCCCGCCGGUGAGAUGCGGGAGCGUGAGCCACGCACCGGCCCGGGGUUAAUCCCUGCAGCCGGUGAUGCGUUUGCACUGUGGGGGGGGAAGGUACUAAAGAUGGGCCGCCGAGCCCGCCAGGACUUCUUUCCAGAUGAAAAUCUCAGCAGGAAGAAUUCCUCGUCUGCUUCUCUUGGAGAGGAUGAAGACCCUGAGAAAAAGGUUGACCAUGGUCCACCACCUAAGCCCCCACGCCGGCAAGGAGGCUGGGCAGAUGAUCCUGUACUGGCACCUACCAAGUCAGGAAGAAAGCAUGCAGAAGAAGUAGAAGACCAUCGUCUCAGACAGCAGAGCCUGGAGGCAUCAGAUGAUGGAGGAGACAUUCCUGUGAUCCCUGACUUGGAGGAGGUCCAGGAGGAAGAUAUGGCCAUGCAAGUGGCAGCUCCCCCCAGCGUGCAGGUGAACCGAGUGCUGACCUACCAUGAUCUGGACAAAGACCUAAUGAAGUAUGCUGCCUUUCAGACUUUGGAUGGAGAGGUUGACCUGAAGCUUCUUACCAAAGUUUUGGCUCCAGAGCAUGAACUACGAGAGGAUGAUGUCAUCUGGGAUUGGGACCAUCUCUUCACAGAGGUGUCCUCAGAACUAGUGACUGAGUGGGACCUGGGACAUUCUGAGAGAGAGGACCACCUCAGUCUGCCUUAGAGCACCGGCACACCAGACAUAUACAUGCAUAGCUGUAAAUAGUUUAGCACUUUCAUUUUAUAUUCACUUGUUUGUAUUAGAGGAUUUAUUUCAGACAUGAAAAUAAAUAGGACCUUGCUUCAUAGGAAAA